AUGACCACUAUCCAGAAAAUCAAGGCCAAGACCCAAAAAAAUAAGGCCACGAGCUACCACAUCGGUCAGCUCAAGGCAAAGCUCGCAAAGCUCAGGCGCGAGCUUAUUGCCCCACCUUCCUCGGGUGGAGGCGGUGGUGGUGGUGUUGGCUUCGAUGUAGCAAGAACCGGAAUAGCGUCGGUCGGCUUUGUGGGCUUUCCCUCAGUAGGAAAGUCCACGCUUAUGUCAAAGCUCACCGGCACCCAUUCCGAAGCUUCAGAAAUCGACUUUACAACCCUCACAACCGUGCCCGGUACCGUCAAAGUCCACGGCGCGCCUAUCCAGAUUCUCGAUCUUCCCGGUAUUAUCGAGGGUGCCGCAGACGGUAAAGGUAGAGGUCGGCAAGUGGCGCGAACGUGUAAUCUCAUUUUCAUCGUGCUCGAUGUGCUAAAACCUCUUGGCGAUAAAAAGAUCAUCGAAGCUGAACUGGAAGGAUUUGGCAUCCGGUUGAACAAAAAGCCUCCAGCGAUCACAGUUCGCAAGAAAGAGAAGGGUGGUAUCGCCAUCACCAACACCGUGCCUCUCACCAAUAUGGAUCAGGAUGAGAUCAAGGCCAUCCUCAGCGAGUACAGGCUUAACAAUGUCGAUGUUGCUAUCAGGGAGCCAAACGCAACAGCAGACGAUUUGGUGGAUGUAAUUGAAGGAAACAGCUACAAAAUUCCCAUGUCUGUUCCUAUCUCGUCCAAAGAAUGGCUCAACGUCGACGAGCUCAUCUCAAUGAUGUGGGAAACCCUGAACCUCGUUCGUGUUUAUACCAAACCACGCGGUUUGGCUCCAGAUUACAACUCCCCUGUUGUUCUCCGUCGGGGAAAAUGCACCGUAGAAGAUUUCUGUAAUUCCAUCCACAAGGAGAUCGCAAAACAAAUGAAAUAUGCUAUCGUUUGGGGCGCUAGCGCAAAACAUUCGCGCGGACAGAAAGUUGGUUUGGAUCACGUUCUAGAAGAUGAAGAUGUUGUCCAUAUCUCUAAGAAGUAA
Messenger RNA from Psilocybe cubensis, 1014 nucleotides. RefSeq lists its product as uncharacterized. The record is from RefSeq and is a predicted model, not a curated record. The coding region runs from base 1 to 1014 and encodes 337 amino acids. The transcript is spliced from 10 exons. Gene Ontology annotation, molecular function: GTPase activity; GTP binding. Lineage: Eukaryota; Fungi; Basidiomycota; Agaricomycetes; Agaricales; Agrocybaceae. Gene Ontology annotation, biological process: cytoplasmic translation. Gene Ontology annotation, cellular component: cytoplasm.